AUGCAAAAGCUUAUUGUCGCAUUUGCCCUUGUUUCGGCUUCAUCAGCAUUCUUGCUCGGUGGUUUGGGAGGAGGAGGCGGCGGUGGCUGCGGAUGUGCUCCACCCCCACCCCCACCAUCUCCAUGUGGAUGUGGAGGCGGAGGCGGUUUGGCACUUCCACCACUUUCACUUCCAAGCUUCCAAUUGCCAAACCUUGGAGGAGGCGGAGGUUGCUGCCCACCACCCCCACCCCCACCAGCCCCAAUUAUUGCUCCACCUCCAGUCGCAGCCGGAGGAUACGCUGUUGCUCCACCACCUCCACCUCCACCACCACCAGUUGCCGUCGGAGGAUACGCCGCCCCACCACCUCCACCACCUCCACCAGCUCCAAUUGGAGGAGGAUACGCUCCACCCCCAGUCGCCGUUGGCCCACCACCAGUUGCCACCGGAGGAUAUGCCCCACCUCCACCUCCACCAGCUGUUGGUCUCGGAAACUCUUACGUCGGAAAGUAA
Molecule: messenger RNA, 492 nt
Organism: Caenorhabditis angaria
Lineage: Eukaryota; Metazoa; Nematoda; Chromadorea; Rhabditida; Rhabditidae
Source: the annotation of a GenBank genome assembly